ACGUUUUUCUGUUAUUCGAAUGAAGGAAGUCUCCUAUGGCCUUUUCACCAGGAAUAAAAAGUGCCUUUGCAGGAGUUGUGAGCUCUUGCCUCAGCCUGGACAUGUUACCAUCUCUGUUGCUGAUCUUCAUUCUCCAGGACGUAUUGAUGGCUCUGCCUCUGUCAAACGCAGUUCAGGAGGAGGUAAGGGCGCUGAAUGUGACAAUCGGUGCCCUGACACCAAUACGGGGGGUGCUGGGUGCCAGCCUGACCAUUCCCUGCUUCGCCUCUUAUUCCGAGCCCCCCCAGACUCCCGGUACACCGAGGGUCAAGUGGAGUUUUAUUCGCGAUGGCAACGAGACUGACAUCCUGGUGGCCACGGUGCUCAAAGUGAAGGUCAACGAGAGGUACCACCGGAGGGUGACACUGCCACAUUACCCAGCCACGGUCACCGAUGUCUCCCUGGAGAUUCGUCAACUGCUCAGCAAUGACUCAGGGAUCUACCGCUGUGAGGUGCAACACGGGAUAGACGAUGCACAGGACUUCACUGAGCUUGUUGUUAAAGGUGUCGUAUUUCACUACCGUGAGACCUCCACUCGCUACGCCUUCAGCUUUGCCAGAGCACAGCAGGCCUGUGCUGACGUCAGUGCCAGGAUAGCUACCCCUGAGCAGCUGGAGACUGCCUAUGCCAGUGGCUUUGAGCAGUGUGAUGCCGGCUGGCUGUCUGAUCAAACUGUGCG
Chiloscyllium plagiosum (whitespotted bambooshark) is the source of this 718-nucleotide messenger RNA. NCBI's taxonomy places the organism in Eukaryota, Metazoa, Chordata, Chondrichthyes, Orectolobiformes, Hemiscylliidae. The record is from RefSeq and is a predicted model, not a curated record.